Messenger RNA from Acanthosepion pharaonis, 624 nucleotides. The record is from the annotation of a GenBank genome assembly. Lineage: Eukaryota; Metazoa; Mollusca; Cephalopoda; Sepiida; Sepiidae.
AUGGAUAAUUUCUUCACUGAUAACCGCUACGCACUCCCCUCUUUUAUUCUGUUCAUAUCUAAGUCUAUUCAUAUCUAUCUAUCUAUCUAUCUAUCUAUCUAUCUAUCUAUCUAUCUAAGUCUGUUCAUAUCUGUCUAUUCAUAUUCAUCUAUCUAUCUAUCUAUCUAUCUAUCUAUCUAUCUAUCUAUCUAUCUAUUUAUCUAUCUACUAAGUCUGUUCAUAUCUAAGUCUAUUCAUAUCUAUCUAUCUAUCUAUCUAUCUAUCUAUCUAUCUAUCAAGUCUGUUCAUAUCUAUCUAUCUAUCUAUCUACUAAGUCUGCUCAGAUCUAUCUAUCUAUCUAUCUAUCUAUCUAUCUAUCUAUCUAUCUAUCUAUCUAUCUAUCUAUCUCCAGUCCGUCUGAAAAACCUUUUUCCCUUCCUUUCUACCUCGUCUAUUUUUUUUUCUCAGCAACUUUCGCGCCUUCAUUUCCCUCUUCUGCCAAUGCCUUUCUCUCGGCCCUUUCAUGAAGACUUUCUUUUCUAUUCUCUCCAGUUAAAGACCAUUUUUUUUGUAAGUAAAGAUUCUCUUCAGAUCUUUCUCCUUACGAAUCGAACAGACAGCUACUUAAUCGUCUUUCAGAUCUGA